GUCUCCAUGGCAACAGCUUCUAGUGUCGCUCAUCCCAAGAUGGCGGACCAGGAGGCAGCCGCGGCGCUCCCAGUUUCUACUGAAGCCAAGAAACGACGGGCACCCAAAGCUCCAGACCUUCCCAUUGUGGAGAGGAGGAACUGGCUCAUCCACCAGCACUACAUCCACAAAGACUUUGACACAUGCAAGAUGAUCGUCAAAGAACAACUGCAGGAGACAAAUGGAACGUGUGAAUAUGCCAUAUAUGUUCAAGCACUAAUCUUACGUCUUGAGGGCAAGAUCCAACAGUCCCUGGAGCUGUUUCAGAGCUGUGCCAUCCUUAAUCCCAGCAGUGCUGACAAUCUGAAGCAAGUGGCCAGAUCCUUAUUUCUCCUGGGAAAGCACAAAGCAGCCAUUGAAUUCUAUCAUGAAGCUGCAAGGCUCAACGAGAAAGACUGGGAGAUCAGUCAUAAUCUGGGCGUGUGCUGUUUCUUCAUCAAAGACUUCAAAAAUGCUGAGGAGCAUCUGAACAUGGCUCUUCAGAUAAAUAAACACGACAAGACUUUCAUGAUGCUUGGGCAGGUCCACCUGCUGGCUGGAGAAAGUGACAAGGCCAUCGAAGUGUAUAAGAGAGCAGUGGAGCACUUCCCAGAGAACACUGAACUCCUGACUACUCUCGGCCUGCUGUUUUUACAGCUUGGGAAAUACCAAAGAGCUUUUGAGCACCUUGGAAAUGCCCUCACAUUUGACCCCAACAAUUAUAAGGCCAUCCUGGCUGCAGGCAGCAUGAUGCAGACCCACGGGGACUUUGAUGUGGCCAUGAACAAGUACCGGGUGGCAGCCUGUGCCAUGCCCGAGAGCCCCCCUCUCUGGAACAACAUCGGCAUGUGCUUCUUUGGGAAAAAGAAAUAUGUUGCUGCCAUCAGCUGCCUGAAGCGAGCCCACUACUUGUCUCCUUUUGACUGGAAGGUGUUGUACAACCUGGGUCUGGUGCACCUGACCAUGCAGCAGUACGCCUCGGCCUUCCACUUCCUCAGCGCAGCCAUCAACCUGAACCCACGGAUGGGAGAACUCUUCAUGUUGCUGGCAGUGGCUCUGACUAACCUGGAGGAUGUGGACAAUGCCACCAGAGCGUAUGAACAAGCUGUGACUCUGGAUGAAUCCAGCCCCCUGGUGAACCUGAACUUUGCGAUCUUUCUCUACAAUCACGUUGACAAGAAAGGAGCCCUGGAUCAGUACCAGGAGAUGGAGAGGAAAGUCAACCUGCUUCGAGACACCAGUAGCAACUUUGAAUUUGAUCUGGAGCUGAUGGACAUGGCUCAGAAGAUGGGAGCUGCCCUGCAGGUGACAGAGAGUCUGGUGUGGACCAAACCAGGAAAAGACUCCAAAUCAAAACCAAACUCGGCAGCAGCCACCAGAACCCCCGGCACUGCCCUCGGUACUAACCAGGCCCUGGGUCAGGCCAUGUCAUCUGCUGCGAGCUACAACAAGAACCUCCAGCUGCAAGCGGGCCCCUCCAUGCCCCUCGAACCAGAACCCGACGUGGACAGAGCCCCGAGCCCCCCCACUGAUCCGCCGGGGUCUCCACUGCCUGCGGAGUCCGACAACCCCAGACCCAAAAGCUCCAAAAGGAAAACUAAGGUGGAGGAAUGAAGUCACUCGGUGGAUUCAAUGUUAUUUGACGUUCAUAUCAAUCCACCAAUAUCGUGUUAUAGAGCAAAUUCUUAAACAGCAGCCAAGCUUUUUGUGGUUUUCCAGCUCAUUGUGAAGACAUGAAGAGCUACAGUCUUUUUACAGUCUUCUAAUUUAGGAACAUGACGCUGUCAUUUACUUUACAUUGACAAAGUCAACAUGCACUUUUGUCGUCCCGUGUAUUUCAGGAAUAUUGAAUGUAACACUGAUACAUUGCUCAUCACUUUUUAUACCAAAAAUCCUGAGAUAACCAAGUCUUUCUUGUAAAUCUGUAGAUGUGGCAGCUUCGGUGCAGAACCAGUUCAAAUAGAUGUUGCGGUUAAUGGAUGUCUGUGUUUGACAAAACGCUAAAAUGUACAUAUGUGAAGUUGUAUUUGUUAAUACCUGGACGAGUUUAGCAAUAAGGGUAAAUUAAGUUUUUUGUGAGGAGGGAAUCAGUCAUUUGAAGAAAAUGCUGCGACAAUCACUGCUGCACCCUGAAGGCAGAAAGAGACGUGUGUGUGUGUGAAUAGAUACAGGAUCUUGCUUGUUUGUACGAUAGGGUUCUUUAUGAGAAUGAGUGUAAAUAGAGACACAGGCUUUUUCUAUGUAGAUAAAUGUUAUGUUUAUAGAGUAAUGUAUUUAAUAUUAAAGAGGGAGAGUUUAAAGGAAAUAA
Messenger RNA from Hippoglossus stenolepis (Pacific halibut), 2326 nucleotides. RefSeq names its product Bardet-Biedl syndrome 4 (gene bbs4). The record is from RefSeq and is a predicted model, not a curated record. Gene Ontology annotation, molecular function: protein binding. Gene Ontology annotation, biological process: protein localization to cilium; cilium assembly. The transcript has 16 exons. Lineage: Eukaryota; Metazoa; Chordata; Actinopteri; Pleuronectiformes; Pleuronectidae. Gene Ontology annotation, cellular component: ciliary basal body. Bases 7 to 1632 code for a protein of 541 amino acids.